ACACGAGCUGAUACAACAUAUCGAAAAUUCUUUCUCUGAAUUCUGUCUCAAAAGACGUCAGUUUCAGUUUAGAACAGAUAUAUUUUGCAGAAAUUCAAAGAUCAAAAUCAUAAUGAUCAAAGAACUGAUUCUGAUUAUUGGUUGUAUGACUGUCGCUGAUGCGGUGUUGUGCAGAUUGUCAACUUGCUUGUCUUUUCAAUGCGGUACGACCACUUGUCCACCAGGGUACAGAGUGAAAAUCGGAGGAGGCUUUUGUGGGUGUUGCAACAAUUGUGUUAAAGCUCUAAGUGAAGGAGAGACUUGUAAUCCUAACAUCAAAUAUGGAGGAUACCCUGCCAAUAAAGGCGUCACAAACAGUGAACCAAUGUGUGAUUAUGGCCUUAAAUGUGAUCGCAGCACCAGUACAUGUGUAAAGAAGCACAACAGUAAGACUAAGGGCAACUGAGUGAACCCUGCAGCAAAAUAUAGAAGUCCAUUGUUUGUGUUUAUUAUUUAUCCACAAAUAUUAUCGAAUAACAAGAAGAGAUAUGGUGGUUUAUAUAUUAAUUAUUGUGUAAAAAGAAGGCAAAAAUAUAAAGAUACCGGCUCUAUAUCCAUAAAAAUGUAGAUUUUUAAAAUUAGCAAAUGUUUAAAAAUAAAAGAGCUCAUAUAUUACUGUGGUCUUCUCUAGCAUUAUCAUCCAAGAAUUUUAUGAUUUAUUUGAAACAAUUUUGUUAAAUUUUUUAUUCUAUUUUACAAAUGAAGAAGUUUAAUUAAAUUUUUAUUUGAUCUUGAGAUGAAUAAAGAUAUGAUUUAAAUCGUCAAAGCAUCCUCCUUCAAAACUGAAUAUGCUGUUACAAGUC
Molecule: messenger RNA, 842 nt
Organism: Argiope bruennichi
Lineage: Eukaryota; Metazoa; Arthropoda; Arachnida; Araneae; Araneidae
Exons: 3
Coding region: 113-445 (110 amino acids)
Source: RefSeq, a predicted model, not a curated record